AUGAGAGAAUCUGACCAGUCUCCCGACGUCUCCGAGCCCACCCAGCAAUCCGCCGAAUACUGGGCCGACGCGCCUCUAUACGGGAGCAGCCUCGUCGCCGCUUUCGAGGCCCGGGCAGCGGAGCUCGGAAACGAGCGCCUCUACACGUGGCUGAGAGCCAACCUGUCCGAGGAGGCGACUCUGAGCUACGCUGAGCUGCGCAGCCGCGCCCUCUCCGUCUGCGUGGCUCUGCGCCGCACCUGGGGCGUGCCACAGCAGGGACGAGCCAUGCUCAUCUACCCGCCCGGCCUGGAGCUGCUCGUCGCCUUCUUCGGCUGCAACUAUGCCGCCGUCAUCGCC
Messenger RNA from Emiliania huxleyi CCMP1516, 339 nucleotides. RefSeq lists its product as hypothetical. The annotation marks the transcript as partial. The record is from RefSeq and is a predicted model, not a curated record. The transcript has 2 exons. NCBI's taxonomy places the organism in Eukaryota, Haptophyta, Isochrysidales, Noelaerhabdaceae.